AUGCAGCCUGCCUUAUUACUCCUCCUGUCUUUGGCUGCUCUCAGCAAUGCCAUCGCUGUACCCGGAAGUGACGGUACCUGCGCCAGAAAAGUAGACGCCCGAUACGCCUGCAUGACCGAUUCUGACUGCGUCAUGGUCAAGCACGGCAACUGCUGUGGCGCCACGGAUGUCUGCGCCCUUGCCCAUGCCAAAUUCACCAAGGACGAAAUAUGCCCCGCCGGAAGCGGUGGGGUGGGCGUGUGUGGCUUUGAAAGUAUUGAUGGCUGUGCGUGUCGCGAUGGUGCUUGCUAUGGGUUGCGGGGCGGGAAGGUGACUUCGUCGCCAAAGGAGUGGGGGGUGUGA
Molecule: messenger RNA, 342 nt
Organism: Blastomyces gilchristii SLH14081
Lineage: Eukaryota; Fungi; Ascomycota; Eurotiomycetes; Onygenales; Ajellomycetaceae
Exons: 2
Coding region: 1-342 (113 amino acids)
Source: RefSeq, a predicted model, not a curated record